AAUGUGCGGGGCCGCGACCAACGUCAGCCGGACCGAUUCCCUGCGUCUGCCAGUCCCGCCACGGAUUCAUUUGGGAUCCUUAAACAGAGGAGCCCGUGGAGACAAGGGAUCAAGGCAACCGAUUAGAGCCAAUUGCCUGCUGCGGGGACGGCCAGCCCUUCCAGGCCUGGCGACCGCAGAGGGAGGGGAAAGAGGAACUGAGCGCCGCUGCGGGAAGACACUGAAGCAAGAGCGACACCCCCUCCCGCCCCCCACCUCGCAGCUCAGGCUUUGAAAGCUGCUCCCCCAUCUGAAUGGAAACUCGGAACCGUGGGGCAGCGCGUUCCUUCUCGCUCAGCCUUGCAAUCCAUGCCGAGAGGAAGGCUGUGCGAACCCACGCCAGCGUCCAGCUCCCGGGACAGGGCCGGCAAUGCUGCUGAGCAGAACUUGAUCGCGCCUCUUCAUCGCUGCUAGUGGAAGCGAUGCUGCACGGCACAGCCAGCGCUUCCCCUGCUCUCCUUCAAGCUGAAGGUUACCCACCCGCGCAGCCAGCUCCAACCUUGUGAGCUGCGCGCCUCGGGUCCCGACUCCUGCUGCUUGGCCGCGUAGUGCAGGGCAACCACCGGGCCGCCCGCGCCGGGGCGCACUGCACCAGCGGCUUCGGCUUAGUGGAUGUGUAUGCAUGAGUUCUGCACCGAAUGGGCGCAAAAAGCGCCCCAGCCGGUCCACCCGCUCCUCCAUCUUCCAGAUCAGCAAGCCCCCGCUGCAGAGCGGAGAUUGGGAGCGCAGGGGCAGCGGCUCCGAAAGCGCCCACAAAACCCAGCGAGCCCUGGACGACUGCAAGAUGCUUGUCCAAGAGUUCAACACGCAAGUGGCCCUGUACCGAGAGUUGGUCAUUUCUAUUGGGGACGUCUCAGUCAGUUGCCCCUCACUUCGGGCGGAAAUGCACAAGACAAGAACCAAAGGCUGUGAAAUGGCCCGUCAGGCACACCAAAAACUGGCUGCCAUCUCAGGCCCGGAAGAUGGUGAGAUACACCCAGAAAUCUGUCGGCUUUAUAUCCAACUGCAGUGUUGCUUAGAGAUGUACACAACAGAGAUGCUAAAAUCCAUUUGUCUGCUGGGGUCUCUUCAGUUUCACCGAAAAGGAAAGGAACCUGGUGGGGGAAUGAAGAGUUUGGAUUGCAAAAUCGAGGAGAGCGCUGAGACACCUGCCCUAGAGGACUCCUCAGCAUCCCCCAUAGAUAGUCAGCAACAUUCCUGGCAGGUUUCCACAGACAUUGAGAACACUGAAAGAGACAUGCGAGAAAUGAAAAACCUUUUAAGCAAACUCAGGGAAACUAUGCCUUUACCAUUGAAAAAUCAAGAUGACAGCAGCCUUCUGAAUCUAACUCCCUACCCUCUGGUUAGAAGACGGAAGAGAAGGUUCUUUGGGCUGUGUUGUCUUGUCUCAAGCUAGGCAGUUCUUCUUCCUGGAAGCCCACCAUGGAAAACACCUGAAAAAAAAAUCACAAAACCUGAGGACCUCCAGACAGCUGGACCACACAGUGACGGGUUUUUGUCUAUGUUUUCUAUGCUUCCUUAUUACUUUUAUCUGCCUCUCCCUGCCCUUUUAAAUGAUUUUACACUUGAAAGCAGCUGCCUUCAAGAAAAAAAAAAAAAAAGAAAGAAAGAACAGAUUCAAAAAGCAGGCUGUUUUUAAAAGGA
Sciurus carolinensis (gray squirrel) is the source of this 1683-nucleotide messenger RNA. RefSeq names its product regulator of G protein signaling 7 binding protein (gene Rgs7bp). The record is from RefSeq and is a predicted model, not a curated record. Lineage: Eukaryota; Metazoa; Chordata; Mammalia; Rodentia; Sciuridae. The transcript is spliced from 6 exons. Gene Ontology annotation, cellular component: nucleus; postsynapse; neuron projection. Gene Ontology annotation, biological process: G protein-coupled receptor signaling pathway. The coding region runs from base 662 to 1435 and encodes 257 amino acids.